Molecule: messenger RNA, 3171 nt
Organism: Salvelinus fontinalis (brook trout)
Lineage: Eukaryota; Metazoa; Chordata; Actinopteri; Salmoniformes; Salmonidae
Gene: tgfa
Product: transforming growth factor, alpha
Exons: 6
Coding region: 441-1031 (196 amino acids)
Biological process (GO): epidermal growth factor receptor signaling pathway; positive regulation of mitotic nuclear division; positive regulation of cell population proliferation
Source: RefSeq, a predicted model, not a curated record
UAGAGUUCCUCAGGGGACGCUACUGACAAGAUUACGUGUGCCGUGCGUGAAAGGGUUUAUUUCGACAGGAGAGUGGAAUUGUUUAGGUCAUGGACUUAACGUCUCCGUUUAAAUGUAAUAACUAUUAAUCGAAACGAAGUAUUUGAAGACUUGUUGGUUGAUACACUUUAAUGAUGAUAUAUCAGGCACGUCAGUUUGCACAUGGCAUUGGACAAUAAUGAAGUUGCUGAAUAGCGACGCACUUGCAUUGUUUGAGAAAUUUCUGAAGAACGUCAGUAGUAGCCUAUAGUGGAGAAGCAGAACGUUUUUUUUAUUUUUUUAGACGAAUACAUUUCUUUCGCCUGACUGACGGAUGCGUGCCUAGGCCUACAAAAAUAUUUAUGGAAUUGAGCAGAGAACAUUCGAAUUUCGGAGGAAUACCUUGAUAGACAACCUUCAUCAUGAUGAAUCGGGCUUUCUGGGAUGCGAUAUUUCUCAUUGCUGGUUCCCUCUUUACAUAUGGAACAAGCCAGGAUAAUUCCACUAUUGUUACUAAUUCUACAAUGACCACCACACCUCCUGUAACUACCACCACUACCACUGUAAAUGUUACUACCUCUUCUACUACCACCACCAGUAUCACCACUACAACCACCAUUCCAGUGAAAAAGUUUGUUGCAGCAGCUGUUCGAUCCCACUUCGAUGACUGUCCUGACUCCCACAGCCACUUCUGUUUCCAUGGCAUCUGUCGUUUCUUGAUUCUGGAGGAGACGCCUGCAUGUGUGUGUCACCAAGGCUUCGUAGGGAUGCGAUGUGAGCACGCAGACCUGCUAGCUGUGGUGGCCACCAAUCACAGGCAACAGACAGUUGCCACGGUGCUAGUUCUGUGUGUGAUUGGUUGCGUCUUGACGAUGCUGCUCUGCACCCUUUUACAUUGCUGGUGGAGGCGGGACGGUUUGGGGCGGAGACACAGACUCCACUGUGCCCCAGAGAAACAAGGCAGUAUGCUGAAGGCCCGAGGGUCCUGCUGUCACUCUGAAAGUGUGGUGUAAAGAGAAGAACUCCUGCUUGGAACGCCAGGGAUUUUCAUGAUGGGCUGCCUUCUCUCUUCCUCUGUCCAUUCAACCCUAAAGACUGCUGGGACAUAUGGAUCAUACCUAAGAUGGGCAUCAGACACCUGGCUAAUAACAUCCUCAUAAGACUGAGAGGGAGGAGAGACCCCCUCUAUUUCUAUUACCAGACCAAGGGAGGCCCAUUUGAUGUGAGAGUUUCAUGUCGUUUCAGAACCUCCGCACACUUGGAAUACUGUGAUCUCACUACUGUUUUAAUGCAUGGAGGAGAAGAGAUGGGAACUGACCGGUCAGAAAUACCAAAUUCUCCGGAACAGCUCUCUGGAACUGGACUCGUGAACAGAUAUCCUCUAAAUGGUGAGCGCUCAGUGUGACAUCACUGUAAAGAUGAUGAAGUCAAGGACAUGACAAGGAACAUGCUGGACAUAAGAGAAAUACGUUUUACAACUUGGUGUCCUGUGGGGUUUUUGGCCCAUGAAAGCAAUUAUUUCAGAUUUUGAUUUCAGGUAUAACUUUGUUUUAUUCACUCAAAAUCUUAAAUUUUUGUCUUUUAAGAAGCUAAACACAAGCUAAAAACACAAUGAACAAUUGUUUCAUCAAAACUUAAAGCGCACAGAUUUAGGUGGGGCAAGAACAUUUUAGUUUCUGUUUUAAGCAAGGGAUAUUGACACACCUCACCUGACAAAAAUGGGAGAUUGCUACUGGGACUCUUUAACCCCACUGUGGAUUAUGGACCAAUGGUGGGACUUGGACAUUAGAUAUGGGAGAAAUUAAAUGCAUGCAAAAGAGUAGAUUUUAGAGGACUGUAUAGUCUCCAAAAACAUUGCCAACCUAUAGUCCCUUAGUAACUUAUCUACCACCAUGUAUCAUUAUUCCUGAUAUGACAGGCUUUCUAUGAGUGUGCACAUUGCAUUGUACCUCAGAUAUUGUAGUGUUGGUUGUUUCUUUCCAUUCCUGCACAAAACCGGCAUUACAUUUUCCAAUUGACAAGUUAGUGAUGCACAUACAAACAGACAUUGUUGUGUAGCACUCGUUUUAUGCACAUAUGUUACUGGGAACAUUGUAUGCAUGAGAUUCUUAUCAUGACCUAUUCUAGAUGUACACUUCAUUGUAUAGUAAUGUUUUCUUGGGGUACACGUCAUAACAAGCUUGCACACUUCUGCACUUAGGUUGCUGUUACUUCAUAUGUGAGAGAUGCCAAAUGCACCUGAAGAUCUUACAUGUCUGAUAGAGCACAGAAAGACUCAUGCAGUUCUGGGUAAUAACACUGUAACAGAAUGAUUGAGACUCAGAUUUUUCACAUUAAAAUAUAUGUCAAGGAAAAACCAAUAAUUGCAAAGUUAAACAAACCAUACAGUUAUAUGCACAGAUCUACUUUGAACAAUUUCCACAGAAAAUGUUACAAAAACACAUUUAAGUAAAGAACAGUGCAGAUGCAAAGUUUGGUAACAGAAUGAUAGUUUGUGCUCUUUGUGUCAUCAUUCUUUUACCAAACUUUGUAUCUGCACUCGUCUUCAAUGUAUUUGUGCAUAGUUGUAUGGUUUAACUUUGCAAACAUUGUUUUUUGUUUGACAUACAUUUAAAGUGAAACCUCUGUCCCAGCAUCACUGUUACCAUGGAAUUGCCCUUCUAUAGAGCGCAUCCAGCCAUGCAUGCAUACACAAGACCCUGUUUCUAGUUAUGAAACAUAUUAGACAACACAGUAUUUGUAUUAUUACACACCACAAAUAUGCACAAAACACAGCCUUUAGCUGGAAUGACUUGGUUUAUUAACUGGAAAUUGUGCAACACUUUUUAUAGAGCAUCAUUUUUAGAAACUGUUAAAACCACACUUUACAGAUAUGGUACAAUAGAUGUCUGAAUAAGAGAAUAUGGUGGAAAUAGAGAGCUGAAGCGUAUGAAUGGCAAUUUUGUACAGUUUUGGGACAAAACGAAUUGCUGAAAAACAAAUACUUGGGGAAAAGAAAGUAGGAUGGAGACCUGCUUUAUAUUUAUUUAUAAAUGUAUGUAUUUAAUUCAGACAUUUUGUUUAUGCUUAUUAUACCAUAAGCCUACCAUUUGGUGGAAAUGGAAAGCAGCCCAAAACCACAUUUUGAAGUAAAUAAAUGUUUGGAGCUUUCAA